Molecule: messenger RNA, 522 nt
Organism: Scomber japonicus (chub mackerel)
Lineage: Eukaryota; Metazoa; Chordata; Actinopteri; Scombriformes; Scombridae
Gene: arl11
Product: ADP-ribosylation factor-like 11
Exons: 5
Coding region: 1-522 (173 amino acids)
Biological process (GO): vesicle-mediated transport; intracellular protein transport
Cellular component (GO): cytoplasm
Molecular function (GO): GTP binding; GTPase activity
Source: RefSeq, a predicted model, not a curated record
AUGGGUCAUACUCACAGCUCCACCUGUCCUCAGGUGAUCCUGAUGGGUUUGGACUCCGCUGGAAAGUCGACUCUGCUGUCCAAACUGCUGACAGGACAGACCAUGGAGACGUCUCCGACCGUCGGAUUCAACGUGGGAACGUUGGUUCUGGACAAGAACACGUCUCUGACCGUCUGGGACGUCGGAGGACAGAAGAGCAUGAGACCCAACUGGAGGUUCUACCUGGACCACUGCAAGGCGCUGGUGUUUGUGGUGGACAGUAGUGACCCAGUCCGGGUUCCAGAGGCCCAGAAGGUUCUGAAGAAGGUUCUAAGUGAUGAGCGGCUGCGUGGGGUUCCUCUGAUGGUUCUGGCCAAUAAGAAGGAUCUGCCCAACUCACUGACCAUCCGAGAGAUCUCCAACCAGCUGGACCUCCCCAGCUACUCGGACCGGCUCUGGGAGAUUCAGGCCUGCAGCGCUCUGAGAGGACUCGGCCUCCAGCAGGCCUUCAUGUCUGUAGCUAAACUCAUCAAGAAGAGCUGA